UUCGUUAAUUCAGCCAUUCGUUGAUCUCAGCGAGUAAAAAAUCACGCGCGAUAGCCAAAGGCGACGCAGGGAGAGAGACGAGGAGGAGGAAGAUGAGAGAGACGGUGAAGUUGAUAAGCAUGGAUGGUUUCGAGUUCGUGAUCGACAGGGAAGCCGCCAUGGUUUCACAGACUAUCAGAAGCAUGCUCACUUCUCCAGGUGGGUUUUCGGAAUCCAAAGAUGGCGUAGUGACUUUCCCUGAUAUCAGCACUACAAUUCUAGAGAAGAUCUGCCAGUACUUCUAUUGGUCUCUUCAAUACUCCAGAGGCAAAGAGACUGAGUUCCACAUCGAGCCUGAACUGACCUUGGAGCUGAUGAUGGCUGCUAAUUAUCUUCACACUUGAAGAGUUUAUAUGAUAGACAUUAAACUCUUAUUCGGGAUAGUGUAGUUUUCCUUUGUAACCAUAAGAUGUGAAUCCUCAUGUGGGGUGGUUAUAAGUGUUAACGUUUGACACAAAUGGUAUGCUUGGGUUCGCGCAUAACUAUUGAAUAGCUCCGAGUGAAAACUGUCUACUUUUUUUACUA
Molecule: messenger RNA, 564 nt
Organism: Brassica oleracea var. oleracea
Lineage: Eukaryota; Viridiplantae; Streptophyta; Magnoliopsida; Brassicales; Brassicaceae
Product: transcription elongation factor B polypeptide 1
Exons: 3
Coding region: 93-383 (96 amino acids)
Biological process (GO): ubiquitin-dependent protein catabolic process
Cellular component (GO): elongin complex
Molecular function (GO): protein-macromolecule adaptor activity
Source: RefSeq, a predicted model, not a curated record